This is a messenger RNA of Monoraphidium neglectum, 564 nucleotides long. RefSeq lists its product as hypothetical. The coding region runs from base 1 to 564 and encodes 187 amino acids. Lineage: Eukaryota; Viridiplantae; Chlorophyta; Chlorophyceae; Sphaeropleales; Selenastraceae. Gene Ontology annotation, cellular component: EMC complex; membrane. Gene Ontology annotation, biological process: protein folding in endoplasmic reticulum. The record is from RefSeq and is a predicted model, not a curated record. The transcript has 3 exons.
AUGGCGCGGCCACACUUGUUAGUGCUGGACAGCGAUGUGCGGGACUGGGUCUUCGUCCCGCUCACGCUGUUCAUCGUGCUGAUGAAGCUGGUGAUGCAGUACAUGCACCAGGCCAUGGCCGCCGCGCCCCCGCCGGACAAGGAGCUGCCAGAGGUGCGGGAGAUGCAGGCGGCCGCGCGCAGCGGGCGCGUGCGGCAGCUCGGCAACUGGCUGCCCGAGGGCGCGCUGCGCAUGCGCAAGGACUUUUUCGCGGAUAAGGACUCGGGCUUGUUCAGCGCCAAGCCCCAGACCCGCGCCAUGCACGAGGCCAUGGUGACAGACCCCUCCAUGAUGGCGGACAUGAUGAAGAAGAACCUCACGGGCAUGGUGCCGCAGGCGAGCGGCCGGGCGUACCGGUACAUGAUGCGGACUGGCGGUGUGCCACCCGCUGCCACGGAGCCAGGGGCGCUGCGGCUGGGCGCGGCGUGGCUCGCGGCGCGAGGCGACUCAGGGCUGCGGCUGGCGCUGAGGGGCGAGCUCUGCGCCGUCCCGGACGGCCAGGGGCUGGCCGCGGCCACUUGCUAG